AUGGCCACCUUUGAGCGCUUCCCCCUCCUCCCGCUCGAGCUCCGCCAACGAGUCUGGGAAUUGACCGUCGAGCCACGGCUCGUAGAGGUGCGCUUCAAGCUGGACCACGACGAGAACCCCGACGGCAAACCAAAGGCCCUGCACGUAACCUCAUCGACGCCUGUGCCGGCAACACUGCAUACCUGCCGCGAGGCGCGUACCCACGGGCUGAGCAUGUACCAGCGCGCCUUCACCAUCGGGGCCGAGCCGCGCUACGUCUGGGUCAACUAUGAGAUGGACACCAUCUCCGUGGGGGACACGAGCCUAAGCCUCAUCGACGCCGAGAAGCUGCUCAUACGCCGUCUCAGGACUGAGAGGGCGGGCAUUGGGGUCUUUGAGACGCAUACGCAGGGGGACGGAAUGAGUGCCUCGUUUAUGCGAAUCGGAUGA
Molecule: messenger RNA, 429 nt
Organism: Purpureocillium lilacinum
Lineage: Eukaryota; Fungi; Ascomycota; Sordariomycetes; Hypocreales; Ophiocordycipitaceae
Source: RefSeq, a predicted model, not a curated record